CUUCAACCCCUCAACCCCCCCAAAACACAAUGACAAACCCCACCCUAAUCCUCGCCCCCGGCGCCUGGUACCCCCCCACCGCAUUCACGCCCCUCAUCGCCAAACUCCCCGCCUACACCUGCCACCCCAUCGCCUUCCCCUCCAUCCAACAAGCCACCACCAUCCACGACCUUCACCCCGACAUCACCACCAUCUGCAUCCUCGUGGAACAAGAAUCCAACGCCGGCAACGACAUCGUCAUCAUCUCACACAGCUGGUCCGGACUCCCCGUGAACAGCGCCCUCACCGAUCUCAGUAAAUCCGCGCGCCAGAAAGCAGGUAAGCAGGGCGGCGUGGUGAAAUUGAUCUUCAUUUCGGCGUUUAUUCCGGACGUCGGGGAGAGUUUGAUUGGGGCGUUUGGGGGAACGCCGCCGGAGUGGUAUGUACGGGAUGAAUCAAACGGGACUGUGUCAGCAAGCGAUCCCUUCGGUUUAUUCUUCCAUGAUGUCCCCGAUGGGAAGCAGUGGGCCGAGACCCUCCGGCCUCAUGCCUGGGCGACGAAGAAUUCCCCUGCGACGGGCGCGGCGUAUUUGGAAAUUCCGAGCGUGUAUCUGCUCUGUGAGGAGGAUCACGCCAUUCCGUUGUUUGUGCAGGAGUUGAUGGUCGAGAAGGCGAGGGCGAAGGGGGCAUGCAUUGAGACGGAGAGGAUUAAGACGGCGCAUAGCCCGUGGUUGGUGGAUCCGGACCAGGUCGCAGAUUUUGUGAAGAGGCAUGCGAGGGGGUAGAUCGUGUUUAUUUCUAUGCGGAUGUGACAUUUGGUGGGUUUGAGAUAUCUAUGGGUUAUGGAGACAGGUACUGUAUGUGUUUAAUUAAUACUGUUGAACAGUUGCGAUAAUCAGUC
Messenger RNA from Aspergillus ibericus CBS 121593, 880 nucleotides. RefSeq names its product alpha/beta hydrolase. Bases 30 to 764 code for a protein of 244 amino acids. The record is from RefSeq and is a predicted model, not a curated record. The transcript has 2 exons. Lineage: Eukaryota; Fungi; Ascomycota; Eurotiomycetes; Eurotiales; Aspergillaceae.